Messenger RNA from Geodia barretti, 285 nucleotides. NCBI's taxonomy places the organism in Eukaryota, Metazoa, Porifera, Demospongiae, Tetractinellida, Geodiidae. The record is from the annotation of a GenBank genome assembly.
AUGCUACGGAUUCGUCUACGGCGCGUAGGGAAAAAAGGCCGCCCUUACUACCGAAUCGUCGUCACCGAAAAGCGCAACCCACGGGAUGGGGCUUACAUUGACGGCAUCGGCCACUACGACCCGAUGACGGACCCACCGACAGUGACACUGGACGAGAGCCGGGCCAUUGACUGGCUGCGCAAGGGCGCCCAGCCUUCUGAUCCGGUCCGACAGAUGUUCGAACGCAAUGACAUUUUCAGCAAGGUUCACCCCAGCAAGGUCGACGCCGAUGAAAGAGCUGAUUGA